ACAGGCAAAAACUAACACAUAAGGCAUAGUCUGAAGUGCUUAAGAAAGUAAUAGCCAUGGCAACCUCUGCAAUCCAACAAUCUGCAUUUGCUGGGCAGACGGCUUUGAAGCAAUCAAAUGAGCUUGUCCGCAAGGUCGGUUCCUUUGGAGGUGGUCGCAUCACCAUGCGCAGAACUGUCAAGAGUGCUCCCCAAAGCAUAUGGUAUGGCCCAGACCGCCCAAAGUACUUGGGUCCAUUCUCUGAGCAAACUCCAUCAUAUCUGACCGGUGAAUUCCCAGGUGAUUAUGGGUGGGAUACUGCUGGUUUAUCUGCAGACCCUGAGACAUUUGCCAAGAACCGUGAGCUUGAGGUGAUUCACUGCAGAUGGGCCAUGCUUGGAGCACUUGGUUGUGUCUUCCCUGAAAUACUUUCAAAGAAUGGUGUCAAGUUUGGAGAGGCAGUUUGGUUCAAGGCCGGAGCCCAAAUCUUCUCUGAGGGUGGUCUUGAUUACCUUGGCAACCCCAACCUCAUCCAUGCUCAGAGCAUCCUUGCAAUCUGGGCGGUCCAGGUUGUGCUCAUGGGAUUCGUCGAAGGGUACAGAGUUGGUGGAGGACCGCUUGGUGAAGGUCUUGACCCCAUUUACCCUGGCGGUGCCUUUGACCCUCUGGGAUUGGCCGAUGAUCCUGAUGCAUUUGCAGAGUUGAAGGUGAAAGAAAUCAAGAAUGGACGUUUGGCAAUGUUUUCCAUGUUUGGAUUCUUCGUUCAGGCUAUUGUCACUGGAAAGGGACCCAUAGAGAACUCUCUGAUCACCUUGCGGAUCCAGUGGCCAACAUGCAUGGGCCUACGCACUACUUUGUUC
Messenger RNA from Jatropha curcas, 839 nucleotides. Its product is annotated as chlorophyll a-b binding protein 151, chloroplastic. Gene Ontology annotation, biological process: photosynthesis, light harvesting. Lineage: Eukaryota; Viridiplantae; Streptophyta; Magnoliopsida; Malpighiales; Euphorbiaceae. Gene Ontology annotation, cellular component: membrane. The record is from RefSeq and is marked provisional.